Messenger RNA from Homarus americanus (American lobster), 8197 nucleotides. Its product is annotated as protein tramtrack, alpha isoform-like. The coding region runs from base 850 to 2361 and encodes 503 amino acids. NCBI's taxonomy places the organism in Eukaryota, Metazoa, Arthropoda, Malacostraca, Decapoda, Nephropidae. The record is from RefSeq and is a predicted model, not a curated record. The transcript is spliced from 8 exons. Gene Ontology annotation, biological process: regulation of transcription by RNA polymerase II. Gene Ontology annotation, molecular function: protein binding. Gene Ontology annotation, cellular component: nucleus.
CACAGUGCCACACGAAGCAACUAUUGAUUACCUUUGCUAUUGAUCUUUUCCUGGGGUAAAUUGUGAGAGAGGUUGGUGGGGCGGUAGUAGAGUGUGGGCUGGCACUCUGAGGCGACCGCUGCCACUGCCGCCUCCACCACCGCCACGCACUCUCACUCAGUGCCACCCAGAUAUUGAUCCAUUGAUUUUCCUGCCCUGGCACCGUCUAUUUUAUUUUCACAUCAUGCAGUUCUCAGUCCGCGCCGACCCACCGCCAAGCCCGCCACCAGCCCGGCGCGUACAUACUUAAACUCGGCGUGACACGACCGUAGAUUUGUGUCGCUAAAUUGAUCGAGAGUCCGGGUGUUGAAACAACAUGAGUGCCGUUGAUAAGUUCCCCCUGGUGGAGUGACGGGUCCGGGAACUCUCUCGCUCGCUCCUGCGUCGCCACUCAAUAUGUUGCAAUACUUAGAUUUAGUUGUAACUCAGUAUUAUUAUCACUGUACUCUGUAAAGUGUGUGGACUCCAGCGCAGGGAUCACGUGUGUAUACCGUCUACCAAGUUACCUUCAACCCUAGUUUUAAAAAUGUAAAUUUUUUGCUCCUCAAUAUGUGAUAUUAGUGAGUCUCUUUUUUAAUAUUAUAUAUAUACCGGUAUAUAUAUAAGUAUAUAUAUAUAUACCAGUGAAAGUUAGUGUGUGUGUUUUAGAAAAAAAAAUAAAUGAAAUAUCUAGAAAACACGAGUGCAAUAGUGAUGUACGCGAGAGUUUUCAUCUGGUAAAAAAGUGCGUUUUUUUUUUUAAUGUGUGCGUAAUACAGUGCCGGCACAAGAUGUAACCGUCCCUCCGCCUCCCGUAACUGGCUUUCACCCAUGUUUCCGUUUUUGAUUCCCCACAUGGUGUCGUCGGGCGUCAGAAUGGCCAUGUCCCCCCAGCAGUUCUGCCUCCGGUGGAACAACCACCAGUCCAACAUCAUCUCAGUAUUCGAGCAGCUCCUCCAGAGUGAGUCCUUCGUCGACGUCACCCUCGCAGUUGAGGGCAUGACGCUCAAGGCCCACAAGGUCGUCCUCUCGGCCUGCAGCCCUUACUUCCAGGCUGUGUUAGCGUCGCAUCCAGACAAACACCCGAUAGUGAUCCUGAAGGAUGUGCGCUACACCGACAUGAGGGACCUGCUCGACUUCAUGUACCGAGGCGAGGUGUCCGUCGACCAAGACAACCUCUCGGGCUUCCUACGUGUCGCUGAGUCGCUACGAAUUAAAGGUCUCACCGAAGUCAACGAGAAGAAGCGACUGGAGAAUACCACCUCAGCGUCUUCAGCCUACCUCGUGCCUCAGGCCAUGGCCGGGGCGGCUCCCCCAGGGGUGGCGCCUGGAGUGGUACCUAUGGCGCCCCUCACACCCCUCGCCGGCGACCCCCCACCUCUCAAGAGGCCGCCACUCUCGCCCUCAGCCACCUACGGCGCCAAGAGAAGGCGCGGCCGACCGCCCAAGAUCUCCGGGGAGGAGUCGGAGGGCGAGGUGGGGUCGGUGGCUGGGUCGUUGUCUGCGGCGGAGGGGGAGGACACUCGUAGUGAGGCAGAGGUUAAAGUGGAGGUUGAGGAGGCCAAAGAAUGCCAAGAGCCCGAUGACCUGAGCAAGGAGGCAGACACCAAGAGUGGGGAAUCUACUCCGGGACCGUCAGGGGAAAGCCAAGGGAAAGAGGUGACGAGGUUGCCGCAAGAUGAACAGGAAAAUACCAGGGAGUCGCCAGGUUCAGAACUCUGCUGUGUCCCGGAUAUAUGGACGGCUGAGGGCGGUGUGGUUAGAGGGUCAACGCCCGUCAAGCAGGAACGACCCACGCCCACGCCAACGCCAGGGACGCCCACCUCCACGCCGGCAGUGACCCCCGCCACCACCCCGACGCCCCUUCUCACCAACCCAGCCCUUCCCUCCAUACUGGCGCCCAUACAACAAGUCCCUCUAGACCUGGUAAUAGACUCGUGCGAGAACAACGACCUGGACCAGAACGUGACGCUGGACUACGUGCUCAACAGCAACGGGACUGCGACGUGCAAGUUGUGUGGGGAGCUGCUACCUUCCCGCAACCAUUGGUACCGCCACAAGUACAAGACUCACGCCACUGCACUCUACCGGUGUGACGACUGCGGGGUUGUUUAUAAGAGCAAGAAAGGCUACGAGACGCACAUGGAGGUCAAACAUGCUAAGAUGAAACCAACGUGUGGUGAGCGACCCCGUAAGAGAGACUGGCAGAGUGUCAACAAAACGAUGGAGGAGGCGAAGAGGCAACAGGAAGAGGCUAUGGUGAGUGCGAUCAUCGCCAGAGUGAAGCUGGAGUGUGCCAUGGAGGGUGAAGACUGCUCCAGACGGGGGUAUCAGAAGCACUGAGCCAACACGCGUCAAAAAUAAAAAAAAUAAAAAAAUACAAAUCUAUAUCUAGAGUUAUAAGAGUGAUAACAAAGGCUGACAAAUCAUGAUAAAUAGUGUAAAUAUAGUAGAUAGAGACAAUGAAGUGAACAAGUCAGGAUAAUCUGAGAAGUUGUGUCGCAGUUGUAAGAGACUCUACAGGAGGUGAGGCAGGUGGUGGUAGACGGACUGACAACAGCGGCGACACAGUGAAAGACAGGAAUAAUACAUUGUUGAGUUACGUGAGAGUAAAGGGAAAUUUAUAAAAUGCUAUUGACGACACCGAAGAAACUGGAAUAAAAAAGAGGAAGCUAACGAAUGUGCAACACGAGAAAACAUGAUGGAGUGGUCGACGGUAAGAAGGAAGUGAGCAGGGGAGCCACAACAUCCCCUGGGAAAAGUGUCAAAAAGAAAGAAAUAAUAACGAGAAAGGAAAAACUCAGGCCAUGAAAUGAUUAACUAUUUGGAGCUUUCAUUAUAAUUAUUCCAGAUAAGAAAAGACAAAUUUAACAUCACUGUAUUCACUUUCUCGAGAAGAUGUGACGACGACAAGAACGAACCAUAACUGAUGAACAAGCAAACAAGACAACGAAGAGAGCCAGAAUGAACGAGUGUGCACGCUACUGGUGCAUAUACACACAAUGCGCACGGUAAAGUCAUCCUAUCAUAAAAGGACUUGGUUACUCCUCAACACUCACGCCAUUUUUCUUACUAAACUGCUUUACUUCAACUUUGGUGUACUAGGUAAUAAGUAACAACAACCUCUCAGUGUAUGUGAAUAUGUUCUAAACACGAUGGUAAGCAAUGAAGAAAAUGACAAUAGUAAACAAAUAAAAAUCAACAGGAAACUAACCAACUGGCGAAUGGUAAUUUAAUAAACAAUGAAAAUCAACAGCAGAUUGGAAGCUUUCCCAGUCUCAGGACUUUCCCUCAUGUACUGCUCGUCCUCUGAGGGUUCAGUACACAAUUGACAAACAAAACAGUAUUCUUAAGUAUCACUCAACAUGUAGACCGACCUAUAUGUAGAUAAGUGAAUUCAUACACCGUCAUAAUACCUCAAAACUAUAAAAGUCAUAGCUAGUAGACAACCUCAACGCAGGAGGCUCAAAACAAUUAAAAACUCAGAGAUGACGAGGGAGGUUCACGGUGCCUGCAGGGUGGUGACCUGCUUGGUAGGGUGGUGUGACCUCGUCUACGUCAGAAAGUCGCCUGUACCACCCGGUGAUCAAGCCUGGGGACCUCACCCAGGUACUGCUCUCUGAAGGACUAUUCUGAAUAAUUUUACGUGAGCUAAACCUCUGGUGCUCCUUUUGUCCAGUUUCUUAUUAACAACUCUCCCGUUUAAUAUAAACAAAAAACUUUUCCUCAGUAGAAUAGACGAAGUUUCAAAGUUUUUCAUCAAUUUUAGGUGAUAUUUUCCCGCUUGCUGUGGAUGUGUGUUGAUAAUAUUGUGCAUUUCUUCAUCUAUAUGUGUUUCUCAUUGUCAUAAAACAUCCUUUUGAGAGAUUCUCUAUUGAAUAGAUUUAUUUAGGAUAAGAUUUACCCCAAUACAUAAGGUGAGUGUGGGUGAGUGCCUCGCUCUCCAUCCUUAUUUAAACCUUCUCUGGGUGACUUAUGUCUUGGACAUAAACCCAAGUGCAGUUUGUGCAUCAACGAAUUUCACUUAAAUUUUAUAUUCUUGCAAGUGUCGAGUUUUUGCCAUUUUAAUAUUUGCAUAAACUUUAAAGAAAUUUUAGCUCUCCUAUUAAUCUGAAAGGUUAAAAGUCGUGAGAUCUGUGUUGAUGUGUGGAACCCUGUGUACACCUGUGAAUGUUUACACCCAUAAGUUUUAUACACAAAGCUCCUCUGGAUAUUCUCUGGGAUUCGUAGUAUUCUUGAAGAGUAAAAGAGAGAAGACGAGAAAUACUGAAACGUCGUGUUAAUAGAUGGGAAACUCUUAAGAAACAAAGGAUACAAAUAUCAUUCAUUGACCAAAUUGAUUCAUUUGAGCGAUUCACGUGUUCUUCGUUUACGUCUUAAGCAGCAGUUCAACAUUGUGUAUUUUCUUGUUUACUGUUUCCCUUACUCAGUCACUCUCUUCAGUCACUCUCAGAUCUACUCGAGACAAUCUUGAAUUACGUAACAGUUUUCGAAUGUUUUGUUUCUCCUCCGGUUUAUAUACGAGACAAUAGUAUAUUUUGCAGUACAUUAGUGACGUAAUAAGUGAACCAUAGAAGGGAACCACAGAAGCUAAACUGUGGUGGCCCUUGUCUGUCACCUCAGUAAAAUACACACACACACACACACACACACACACACACACACACACACAAACACACACACGAUAUAUGCAUCUCCUUACCCUAUCUUACUACAGUAUGUCAGGUAUAUACAGUAAAUACCUAGAGCGAGUAUAUUCAAAGAUAUUAACACAUCACACCUACAGACUCUCUCUCUCUCUCUCUCUCUCUCUCUUUCUCUCUCUCACAGGUAACUCUGAAGGUGUAAGAACCUCCAAAUUAGUGAAAGCGAAUGAUAGAGAGUUACCUGGUAUGAUGAAUUACCUGGUCUGUGUGAGUACAAGACUGACACACACACACUGCCCGUAGUAUAAUGAAAACAAGAGUAGAAGUACCAACUGGUUCCUUGAGAUGCAAAUACCUGGUGUGUCCUACAGGUGUUGUAGACAGGUUAUAUUAUCUGCCAAAGGUGUGAUGUACCAAAGGUGUGAUCUGCCAACAGCUGUGAGGUAGCCUGACUCCAACACCUGAAGGCGAGGUGAUACAGCACCAGGUAUAGAGUUGAUAGAUACUAUACAUACCUGACUUAACUGGUUACUACAACGUGAAGGUGUAUGAGCAUAAUGUACAUCUCAGUAUCAACAAUAACUCUCAAGCUUAUAUCGCCAAAGCUGGAGAAAAACAAAAUAAACAAAUAUAUUAAAGCUUAGUAUGGUAGUGUUAUUUACUUUAUUCUCCGUAAGAGUUAAAUAUAUUCUCAUUGCGUACUUUUAAUAAUAGUUCUAAUUUCUCAACUUAGAUGAGCGUCUCCGUGUUACUCCUGUGUGUUCUGCCUAUGACGGCUACUUUGCGGAUAUGACAAUCUUUGCCAAAUUUUGGUGACUAUUUUUUACACUAGAAAAAUACGCCACCGUUUAUAUUCAAGAAGAGUUAGUUAGUCUAGCCACUGUAUAAUUUUUCGUACUUUCCAUGUGACUAGUUUUUGUUACUGUACAGAUGAAUGGUUUUAGCUGUCGACUUGGUUCGCUAGGAUGUGUUAGGAGGCUGUUGGCAUAUUAGAUUGUUUUCCUUAUUUUUGAAAAGGUUAUAAUAGCGGAUAUCAUGUCAAUGUACACAAACGUUCAAAUUGCAUGUCAUUAAUAAUUUACAUACAGAUAAGAGUUUUUGCAUGUAAGUCCAUCUGAAUGUUUUAUCAGUCCUAGUGGGUUGAUUUUAAUGCAUUCAACUCGUCGAUAUACUUAGUACGAAUUUCUGAGACACCCUUUAUGCUACGUUCAAUGAUUAUUCUGUUAUUUCUAAAGUUAGGUCUAAUAAUACGUCUUUCAGUCAUACAGCGAAGAUGUUAUAAUAAUCGUUGAGUGAAUUAUUACAUCCAAAACAAAGAGGAUAAAUUAAACCUCUCAAAAUACCUGUACUAUACUUGAUCACUUGCUUUUAACCUUCAUUAUCUUUUUAGAGAUAGAAAUUAUAUCAAAAUCUACCUCAGGUAUAGUUUUUCGCUCUUGCAUGACAAUCUUUAAUUUGUUUGACUCUAUAUCAUUAACGUAGCAAAGUGAGGCUUCAUAUGGUGAUGUUAUUUUAAGUAUUAGAACAAAUGAGAUGUAUUAUUUUGAAGUUAUUUAACAGAAUUGAGUUAAAUAAACUAUCACUCGUUGAUUCUAUUUAUAGUAAGAAUUUUUUAACACGGUAGACAUUUAUUUAACAAUUAUGUAGUUAUCUCGUGAUAUAUACGAAUCAUAAUGUACUUUAAAUAUUAUUCUGGCUAUACCAAAUAUUAGGUUAAGACGAUUUCUUCUCAUAUGAUGUCCAGUUAUAUAAAGAGAACAAAGUCUCCUGCUAUUAUUGUAGACGAUAUUGUUAUUGUAAGUUGUUAAGUAAUGUUAUAAUUUCCCCUAAAGCUUUUUUAUAAGUUGCUGAAAAAUGAGUCAACGAUGCUGCCUCAUUCACCUUUUCCUGAGUUUUGUGUAUUAUGAACCACACCUUACCCGCUCGUCACCCAACCACACUACCUGGUUAAAUUUGUGAAUUAAAUGAAAAUAUUGAGGAAAUCGCUCAGGUGUGCAAAACGGAAGCGGGUGGGUGACUCAUGAUAGCUCCUGGUCACCACGCCACAUUGUCCAAUACUGUAUAUCUGGAUUGGCAAAUACCCGACAUGAAUGACCAGACACAAAUAUAUGUUGUUGUUAUUAUUAUUAUUAUUAUUAUUAUUAUAAUUAUUAUUAUUAUUAUUAUUAUUAUUAUUAGAGGUGUUAGUUGUUAUCGUAGCGUCAUAUAUAUGCUUCGUUGUUGAUUCUUACACUAUUAAUGUGCUGCGGAAGAAUUACAUUACGUAAUUACUUAUCCAUAUCGUUGCAAUGUAUCAUUCCAUUGAUACAGAGAUGAUUAUAAUUAUUACACUGUUGAUAGAUGUCGCCUAAAUGUCUCUCUUUUAUUAACCGCCUCGUUACUAACUCGUGUUACCUGCCUAUAUUACGUUACUGUGAUAGCUUUUGCGUUAGUGAUAUACCUUUUAUUUUCUGCCAUACUUGCUCGCACUAUACAGAGAAUAUGUGAUUAUUUAACCUAUUGAUAUGAUGGAACCGUACUCAAGGGAUUAACUCUUCAUACUGAAGUCAUCAUAUUGAAGUGGUUAAGUCAUCAUACUCAAGGGGUUGUCACCAUAUUGAAGGAAUUAACUCAUCAUACUCAAUGGGUUAAGUCAUCAUGCUCAAAGGAUUAAGUCGCCAUAUUGAAGGGUUUAAGUCAUCGUAGUGAAGGGGUUGUCAUCAUACUCAAGGGGUUAAGUUAUCGUGCUCAAGGGGGUUAAGGCAUCGUAAUGAAGGGGUUAAGUCAUCGUACUCAAGGAUGUUAACUCAUCAUUCUUUAGGGGGUUAAAUUAUCGGACUCAAGGGGGUUAAUUCAUCGUACUCAAGGGGGUUAAUUCAUCGUACUCAAGGGGGAUAACUCAUAAUUCUUAAGGGGUUGAAUCAUCGUUAGUGAAGGGGUUAAUUCAUCUUACUUCAGGUUUUAAUUCAUCAUACUCAAGGGGUUAAGUCAUCUGAACUAUCGCUGUAAAUUAUCUGAUGAAAAAGGUAAAACCACUUGUUAUUAUCAAUAACAUAUAUUUAGCUAAAGUUUAUGUAAUUUUCUGUCAGUGUUUUGGGUUUUUGUUUAUACUGUUGUGAACGGCUUUUGUUUAUUGUGAUAAAUUUUGUUUACACUGAAGCGUUCGGUUUUUUGUUUACUUAAUGCAGUGUUGUAAUUAUUUGUAUUUUGUUAUUUAGGUUUUGUCUACUGUAAUGUUCCGUUGUUGUUGUUGUUUUUUUUUAAUUCCUGUUGUGUUCAAAUUUGUGUUUAUUACAGUGUUCGCUAUUUUGUUUAAGGGCUGGACUGCUAGACUGAGGUGUUCGAAAUGCUUUUACUGGGGUGUUCGAGAUAUUUUCACUGACAUGUUCACUUGCCUUUCUUUUAUGUCCGAAAUGUGUUCACUGAAGUGUUUGGUUUGUAUUUAUUGUAGCGUUCGAAUCGUGUUUAUUGUACUGUUCGUAUUGUCUUUAUCACCGUGUUCGGAAUAGGUUUACUAAAGUGAUUUAGUCCUUGUCUAAAAAAAAAAAAAUUAU